AUGGUUGAUCAACACCCUACAAUCAUGGAGAAGGUCACUGGACAGAUCCAUCGUCGAUCUGGUGUCUCAUCAGGUUAUGGUGGAAGCUUCCGUCAACCUGCCAUGUUCCAAAAAUACUCCUAUGGGAAUUACUCAAACGCUGCGUUGGCUCCUGCAUGCAGAACAACUGUUGAUUUAUCUUCAGUUGCAACCAAUGCUUCUCCUAUGUUUGUUGCUGCUCCAGCAGAAAAGAGUCAUUUUCUUUUUGACUUUCUCAUGGGUGGUGUUUCAGCUGCAGUUUCCAAAACUGCUGCUGCUCCCAUUGAUCGUGUUAAGCUUUUGAUCUAA
This is a messenger RNA of Lathyrus sativus (Indian pea), 327 nucleotides long. The record is from the annotation of a GenBank genome assembly. Lineage: Eukaryota; Viridiplantae; Streptophyta; Magnoliopsida; Fabales; Fabaceae.